AUGGGAAUGAGUGCUCUUUACUUUGUGGUGACUGGCAUUCAGUUCUGGGUGACGGAGUUCUUGGUCUCUGUUUUGCACUUUCAGAAGCUGUCGGUUGUCGCGUUGAGCACGUUUUGCUUCCUUACAGCUCCGACUUCAGGAGUCUGGUUCGGUGGCUACGUCUGUGAUCUUUGUGGAGGAUACCGGGGAGGCGGCCAGCAGCGCGUAGCUGUGCGAGUGACAACUCUUUUUGCAGGAAUUGGCGCGACACUAGCAGUAACUUGUAUUUAUGUGGAGUCAUUCAUUCUCUUUGCUCUCCUUCUUUGGGGUUGCCUUUUCUUUGGGGCAGCUCUGGUGCCUGUUGCUGUGGGCAUCCAACUUGCAAGUGUUCCGCUGCAUCAGCGCAGUAUUUCUUCAGCUUUAAGUCAAUUUGCAUAUAACAUGUUUGGUUGGUUUAGUGCUCCACUGGUUUCGGGAGUUGUGAUGGACUUCAUCGACUGGUGUCACCCAGCUGGGGGCAAAGAACUUGCACUCCGGUUUGGGUUUGAAAUGAUAUUGUGGGUUUCCGUCGUGGGCUUCGCCCUCUUUGCCUUGGCCAACGCUCUGGUGCAACCGACGUUCCCAUCCGAAGAUAUUGAGAAGGAGGAGCUGGAGCUGCAGCUUGCACGCACGCGGAUGCCUACAUUGUCUUUUUAA
Molecule: messenger RNA, 675 nt
Organism: Eimeria maxima
Lineage: Eukaryota; Apicomplexa; Conoidasida; Eucoccidiorida; Eimeriidae
Exons: 7
Coding region: 1-675 (224 amino acids)
Cellular component (GO): membrane
Molecular function (GO): transporter activity
Source: RefSeq, a predicted model, not a curated record